AUGGCAGCCCGUCUGUCAGGCGCUUGGGGCUGGGGGACCAAGCGAGCCAGGAGCUCUCUAUGCGACACGGAAGCUGAUGCCCCGGCUCUGACGCUAGCGCAACCUCGUCAGGGUGGGCGUUGGGCAAAGAUUGGGCCUUCAACAACUGCACACCGCACAGUCAAUGAAAGGUUAAGGGCGACGAACAAAAGACUGGAAGAAAAGCUAGCUAAUCACAAUGCUCAGGCGGAGGAGGCAUCAAGCAAAGUCCUUGAGGAGAACACUAAGCUGGUCAGUGCAUUGCAAGAGAAGGAAGACAAGGAAGCGGCUCUAGCAAGAACAGUCAGAAGCCUCAAGAGAAAAAAUCUGCUCCUUGCUCAAGGUCUAGCCAGUCAACCUCCACGAGCAACUCAAAUUAGGCAGAUUAGGGGUGGCCCCUCGGCUGGGGUCAAAACCAAGCUGGCAGCUCAAGUGCGGCAAUUCUUGACAAAGAGAUUUGCUUCAGUGGGAGCGAGGCAGCAAGCCCUGUAUGAGCACUUUCGGCGCAACCCAGCAGAUUUCAACCUAGUGCUCAACGCCAACAUAACACAGCCAGAGUUUGACGAGCUCUGCAAACUGAAUCCAGACUGGCUUCUCCCAGCUCAAAGUGAUGUGUUGGAUGAAAUCAGAGAUCAUUGGACUGAAGACCGCGCGCUCAAAAUGCAGAUCCACUGCAAAAUUGGGCACGGUCACAAGUGGCAGGACAUGAUUCACCUCCUGGGAAAGGAUUACAACGAGGCAACAAAGCACUGGGACAGGAAAGAGCUUUGUGGCAAGGGAAGUGGGCUGUUCAUACCGCUGCUGCCCUCGUGCAAGAGGGUGGACGCGCUGAGGAAGGAGAUCGCCGCCAUGAAUCCCUUGAUGCAGAACGAGGAUGGCAGCGCAGCGUGGCUGGAUCUCAGCAAACUGCUGAUUGAGGCAGUCGUGGAUGAGCGGGCGAUAGGGUUCCUGCAAGAAAGGAGGGACCUUUUGGAGGACUUCUUGAGGAUCCACUGGGGGGGAGACGCUGCUCAAUAUUACCGAAAGGUAAAAGUUUCCAAGAUAGGGUUCAGGAUUCUGACCCUGGAAAAGGUUAUUCUUCAGGCCCCUCAGCAAGCGCGCACCGUAGUGCAGUUUGAAGGCAAGGACGACUACGACCAGAAUGCCGAGUUUCUAGCUCCAAUCCUUCCAGUCAUGGAGCAGCUGAAGGAGGAGGGUCUGACAGUGGAAGGAACGCACUACACAGUGACGCAAAGUGUGGGGGGAGACAAUGUCUGGAUGUCAGAGGUUGCGGGCCACAGGGGGCAUUCCCACACCUGGGGGUGCUUCCUGUGCGAGUGCAUGCAACAAGACUUUGGGAAGGUGAUCACUGAUGAGACCGGCAGGCGGGUCCCCGUGAAAGCAGAGAAGCGCACGAUUGAGAGACUCGCUGCGGGGGCCCACAGGCCUUUGAAAACUGGACCGGAGGAAUCCUGCCCAUACUGCGGGGUAGCUUUCCCAGACCAAGAAACAGUCGAUGCCCUUCCCGCCCCCCAGAACAAAAACCAGGAACUCGUCUACCAAACCACUCACCACGGCGUGCGGUUCGGCAAACCCCCUCUCUUCAAAUUCCCCAUGGAGGAGUGGUACCUCUGCAUCCUCCACAAGCUCCUCCGGUGCGCCGCCAUCACGUUCCAGCGGACGGUGGAGGUCAACCUGGAAUUGAAGGAGAAGGUGGCAGCCAUCAACGAGGUCAUCAGGGACCUGAAGCUUGGGUGCAAGGAGGUGGUCAUUCGGACGAAGACGGUGGCGAGUGCCAAGGAUACUGAGCCUAUCAACUUCAUUGGAAGGGAAGCUGAGGUGACGCUGGAUCCAAGGGUUUACACUGCCUUCUGUACAAUCGCCAUUGACGACGAGGAGAAGCGGGCAGCAAACAUGCUGGUGUGGGCAAACCUGGCGGCACUGUACGACUACAUCCGCACCCCCCUCCCCAAUCCCCUGGUUGUAGAGCAGCGAGAGCAAAAAGGGGAAAGAGCGCAGGACAUGGCUGUGGCCUACGUCGAUUCAUUUGUUAGCGCAGUGGGGAUGGAUCUCGUUACCUUGUACAUGCACCACGGCAUGUGCCACUUUCCGGAGAUGAUCAAGCACGUCCCGCUCAACAUCAGCGACGUGAGCCAGCAGUGGUUGGAGGCCCUCCUGAAGCAGGGGAAAACGGAUGCAAAGUUGUUCACCAACAACCAACUGCGGAGCGAGACGAUGGACAAGGGCAGGCAGGCACAGAUUCUGGCAAAGGAGAGGGAGAGGGGCGCGCUGAAAAGGACGGUGCCCACACCUCUGACUCGCAACGAGAAGCGGCAUCUUGGGGGUUACGAACUCGCAAAGAAGGCAGCCAAGGACAGAGUCGACAGAGCAGUCAGGCGAGGACAGCUACCUGAUAGUCGGAGCAAAGCCCAGCUGGACAAAAAAAUCAGCGCACUUGAGCCCAAUUUGGGCUCUAUUGUAGCACGCUUUGUGGAAAUCAGAAGGCAGACAGCAGAAGCCAACAGGAUAGAUGCAAGGGAGUGGGCAGACAGCCAAGUACCUCGGAGCGCCGAGGCAAUGGUGGCAGGCGAGAGCGGUGCGCGCGGAGGCAGAGCUGCAGAUGGUGGUAUGGGGGCCGCCGCAGCAGGAGGCCUGGGGGACAUGGGCGCCGAGGUGGAGAGGGGCGCCGCAGCGACAGGGAGCGCUGCAGAUGGGCCAGCGCUGGCAGGAGACGGCGCAGGCAGGGGCGGAGCAGCAGGCGCGGGGGGAGGCAGAGGCAGAGGCAGAGGCGCUCCUGGCAGGGGGGGCAGGGGCGGGGGCAGGGGCAGAGGAGCCGGGGGGUUGACUGCGAGUGGAAGGGUCAUCCCUGCAUCAGCAAGAAGAAGGAAUUAG
This is a messenger RNA of Klebsormidium nitens, 2889 nucleotides long. NCBI's taxonomy places the organism in Eukaryota, Viridiplantae, Streptophyta, Klebsormidiophyceae, Klebsormidiales, Klebsormidiaceae. The record is from the annotation of a GenBank genome assembly.